AUGUCCCCAUUGUCAUGCGCUCAACAUUCUCUUGAGGCGUUGAACAGAACACUCAAAGAUAUAAAAAACAACGACAAACUAUUCGGCGGCACUCUGUUACUCCUUUCAGGUGAUUUCAGACAAAUACUUCCAGUCAUUCCACGUUCAACGUACGCUGAUGAGAUCAACGCUUGCUUGAAAUCACCGCCACUGUGGCGUAAUGUUGAAAAAGUCCAGCUAUAUAUAAACAUGCGCGUCCAAAUGCUAGAAGAUCCAUCCGCUGAGACAUUUUCGAACCAAUUGUUAGAUAUCGGCGAUGGAAAAAUUGCUGUCUAUGAAAAUACUGGAUGCAUAAAAUUGCCCACUAAUUUCUGCACAAUUGUUGAUUCCCAAAAUGCUCUCAUUGACAGCAUAUUUCCCGAUGUAGGCACACAAUAUAUAAAUCAUGCGUGGCUGGCAGAAAGAGCCAUUUUGGCAGCAAAAAAUGUGGACGUCGACGAUUUAAACUUCAAGAUACAGCAGUCAUUGCCACACGACUUGGUAUUAUACAAAUCGAUCGAUACAGUUUGCGAUGCCAACGAAGCUGUAAAUUAUCUAACAGAGUUUUUUAACUCACUGGAUUUGCCAGGCAUGCCACCACACCUUUUACGACUGAAUGUUGAAUCUCCGGUUAUUUUACUUCGGAAUUUGAACCCAGCACGGCUGUGCAAUGGCACGCCAUUGGUCAUUAAAAAAUUGAUGAAAAACAUUAUUGAAGCCACUAUUUUGAAUGGCAAAUUCCAAGCCGAAAAUGUUUUGCUGCCACGAAUUCCAAUGAUUCCCACAGGCGUGCCAAUUGAAUUCAAACGGGUUCAAUUUCCUAUUAGAUUGGCAUUCGCAAUGACAAUCAACAAGUCGCAAGGCCAUACGAUGUCUAUUUGCGGUUUAGAUUUGGGCACAUCAUGUUUUUCCCACGGAUAA
Messenger RNA from Cephus cinctus (wheat stem sawfly), 939 nucleotides. RefSeq lists its product as uncharacterized. The record is from RefSeq and is a predicted model, not a curated record. The coding region runs from base 1 to 939 and encodes 312 amino acids. Gene Ontology annotation, molecular function: DNA helicase activity. NCBI's taxonomy places the organism in Eukaryota, Metazoa, Arthropoda, Insecta, Hymenoptera, Cephidae. Gene Ontology annotation, biological process: DNA repair; telomere maintenance. The transcript has a single exon.